Messenger RNA from Trametes versicolor FP-101664 SS1, 817 nucleotides. Its product is annotated as peroxisomal membrane protein 4. Gene Ontology annotation, cellular component: peroxisomal membrane. NCBI's taxonomy places the organism in Eukaryota, Fungi, Basidiomycota, Agaricomycetes, Polyporales, Polyporaceae. The coding region runs from base 33 to 659 and encodes 208 amino acids. The record is from RefSeq and is a predicted model, not a curated record. The transcript has 3 exons.
CCCAGACCCUCUCGUCCGCUUGAUCUGCCACCAUGUCCAGCCUAGACGCCAUCUUGAGCGACCCCGCCUACCACGACUACCUCGCCAUCCUCAAGGGUGCGCGGAACGGCCUCGUAUACGGCGUGAAAGUGCGGUUCCCCCAUGCGCUAAUUAUGGCUAUCCUCUUCGGCCGCGGCGACUGGCAGACGCGGCUGCGCGCGAUCUACCGCGCGACGAAGCAGCACGCGCUGAACCUCGCGAAGUUCGUGUCGCUGUACAAGACGCUGCUGCUCGUGCAGAAGAAGAUGAACGGGGGCAAGGAGCGCGGUUUCGACACGUUCAUUGCCGGCCUCAUCGGCGGGUACGUCGUCUUCGGCGAGCGCAGCGCGGUGAACGAGCAGAUUGUUCUGUACGUCUGCUCCCGCGUCGUCGCAGCCUUCCUCUCGCGCGCGAAGACGCCGUACUCCUCUUCCGCGCCGCCCGCGGCCGGCACGCGUCCGCUGCCCCCAGACGCGACGCAGUUCUCGAUCUUCGCCGCCGUGUGCUGGGGCGCGGUCAUGUGGCUCUUCAACGAGCGCGGGGAGACCGUGCAGCCCGGGAUGUUCAACUCCAUGACGUACCUCUACCGCGACUCGGAGCACUGGAAUAGCCUGCGGACGCUGCUGUGGCACAACAAGUGAGCCGGGCCUCCUCCUGCCGGCUGGACGGACGGACGGAUGCUUGGACGCUGGACGGGUGCGUUCGCCACUGUGAUAGAGUGUACGUCGACCCGUGUGUAGAUAUACCUGGAUGCGUCUGCUGCCUGCGGGCGCGUCGCUAAUAUACGCCUCUAAACCAC